AUGGCCGAGUGCGGGAGCUACAAAGCCACCAACGCUCUGACUCCGACAGCUUUGUCCCCUCCGUGUCCCCAGCAGGAAGGGCAGCUCUGCCUCCUGCCCAUGCCACCCAUCCCCACCGGCCCUGCGCCCGUUCCCACCCAGGGACGUUGGAAGUCCCAAGAGGAAUGGGGCUCCAUUGAUUGUAUCCAGCUCAUCAGCGAGGAGCACGUGGUGUCGGGUGCCGAUGACGGGUCUGUAGCCCUGUGGGGGCUGGCGAAGAAGAAGCCGCUGGCGCUGGCCCGGCAGGCGCACGGCAUGCAGGACGCCCAGGGCCUGCAGCAGCCGUACUGGAUCUCAGCGGUGGCUGCCCUGCGCAACAGUGACCUCCUGGCUACAGGCUCCCACAGUGCUAGUGUGAAGCUCUGGAAGUGCAGUGAGGGAUUUCGGAAGCUGGAGCCCCUCUGGGCUAUCCCGUUGGUGGGUUUUGUCAACAGCCUCGAGUUCUCGGCAGCCGGUGACUUCCUGGUGGCCGGCCUCGGGCAGGAGCACCGGUACCGUCCCCCUUCCCCAGCGCUGGCUGGGGGCACAGCCUCCACUGCCUCGAGGGCUCGGUGGAGGGUGACCCCCAUCUCUCUCAUCUGCAGGCUUGGCCGGUGGUGGAGAAUCAAAGAAGCCAAAAACAGCAUCUGCAUCAUCCCCCUGAAGCGGAGGGCUACAGCCCCCAGCUCCCAUGUCCCUGACAGCUCCUAGCCCGCUGGCCCCGGAGCCGCUGCACCUGGGUCGUGAAACCCUGGUCCCUGGUGCUGCGCCCCAUGUCCUUCGUGCAACCACCCUCCUGGGGCCGGCAGCGCCGGAGCGGGGGAUGGCGCGUGGCCCCCUGACCCUGCUGGCACCCAGAUCAUGCUGCGGCUCUGCCCUCUGUGAGGGUCUGCCCUCUUCCCUCAGCUUUGGCCAGACCUGAGCUCUGGAGGACUCUGUUUUAAAAUAAAUAAAUAAA
Phalacrocorax carbo (great cormorant) is the source of this 976-nucleotide messenger RNA. NCBI's taxonomy places the organism in Eukaryota, Metazoa, Chordata, Aves, Suliformes, Phalacrocoracidae. The record is from RefSeq and is a predicted model, not a curated record.